AGAGAGAGAGAAAGAAAGGCAGAGAGAUAUACUUAUAAGACUUCUUUCUUGCUUUUUAUUAUUUAUCUUCAUCAUCAUAUCAUAAUCACAGUCGCCUUCAAUUUUCUUGUCAAACAAACACAACCCACAAAACACGAGAAAAGGAAGCGAGAAAGAGAAAAGGAGAGAGAUUGAUGGCUCGUGCUAUGGGGAUGGGUUUGGGUUUGGGUUCAUCUUCUUCGGCAACUGUAGCGGUUGAUAAAGCAACAAGCGAUCUUUUAAUCGGUCCUGAUUGGACUAUGAAUAUUGAUAUCUGUGAUUCUGUUAAUUCUAAUUACUGGCAAGCCAAGGAUGUAGUGAAAGCUUUGAAAAAAAGGUUGCAGCACAAGAGCCCUAGAGUCCAACUACUUGCUUUGACGCUUUUGGAGACAAUGGUGAAGAACUGUGGUGAUUAUGUCCAUUUUCAAAUUGCUGAAAGGAAUAUAUUGGGGGAAAUGGUGAAAAUCGUAAAGAAGAAGACAGAUAUGCAUGUGAGAGAUAAGAUUCUGGCUUUGAUUGAUUCUUGGCAAGAGGCAUUUGGCGGGCCUGGAGGAAAACACUCUCAAUAUUAUUGGGCAUACGAGGAAUUAAGGCGUGCAGGAGUUCAAUUUCCCCAGCGUUCAUCAAAUGCAGCUCCAAUAUUCACACCACCUGCGACCAAUCCAACAUUGAGGCAUGCCCAACCUGGUUAUGGAAUGCCUAGCAAUUCUUCUAGUAGACUCGAUGAAACAAUGGCUGCGGAGAUUGAAGGCUUAAGCGUGUCAAGCCUGGAUUCCAUGCGGGAUGUUAUGGAGCUCUUGAGUGAUAUGCUUCAAGCUGUUAACCCUAGAGACCGUGAGGCUGUAAAAGAUGAAGUUAUAGUGGAUCUUGUCAACCAGUGUCGAUCCAACCAGAAAAAGUUGAUGCAGAUGCUAACUACAACUGGGGAUGAGGAACUUCUUGGUAAGGGUCUUGAACUAAAUGACAGUAUGCAAAUCUUGCUUGCAAAACAUGAUGCUAUUGCUUCUGGCUCUCCUAUGCCAACUCAAGUAACAAGUUUAAGCCCCAAAUCAAGUGAAGGAUGUUCCUCUGACAUCAAACCAACUGAAGCAAGAGAUGCCAGCCCAAGAUCUAUGGCUAAUUCUGUCAUGCCAGUUGCUAAUAUGACAAGGAGUGCAGUAGAUGAAGAGGAUGAAGAGGAUGACUUUGCAAAGCUUGCACGCAGGCAUUCCAAAACACAGUCCGGUUCAUCUCAAAGCUCAGGUGGAACAAAUGGAGCUCUUGUGCCAUUGGAUGCUGGCAUGCCCACUGCAUCAACCUCUUCCCCGUGCAAUUCUCUGGCACUUGCUGAUCCAUCUCCACCAGUUAAAGCCAUGAAAGAUCAGGAUAUGAUUGACUUUUUGAGCCUUGCCUUGUCAACAACAUCAACCUCUCCUCCCACCCCACCAGUCUCCAACCAGCCCAUGCCUCAGAUACCUCCUUCCUCCAGCACACAAGGUUAUCCCUAUGUUUCUCAAACUUAUCCUGUAAACCAAGGGCCUGUUCCAUACAACAGCUAUGUCGUUCCAUGGGCCCAACCUCAAACUCAGCAGCACCAAUUACAAUCUCCAUCUCAAACCCAGUUACAGCCUCACUCUUACCAACAUUUACGUCCUCCAUCACAACCGCAGCAACAGCUGCAACCUGAAGCCCAACAGCAAUCAACGCCUCAGCCUCAGCAGCAUUUGCAGCAUCAAUCUAAACCGCAAUUGCAACCUCAGUUCCAGCCACAGUUGCGACCUGAACCCCAGCAGCAAUCAGUGCCUCAGCCUCAGCAGCGUUUGCAGCAUCAGUCCCAACCACAAUUACAACCUCAGUUCCAGCCACAGUUGCAGCCACAACAUCCUCAAUACUCAUCUGUCUACCCACCUCCACCCUGGGCAUCUACACCUGGAUAUCUCAACAACCAAAAUCACACAUCUACUACAAAUAACAUGUUUUCAUCCCCCCGAUCCAACUCAAGUGCGUCUUAUACUCCCAUGCAAGCAGCUAGACCUAUGCAGCAAUUUAAUUCCCUUCCCACAAGAGCAGGCAAUGGAUCAAUUAUUAAUGGUGAUUCAAGUUCUGCUUCUAGGGUACCUGCACCUCCAGGACAAAAGCAGUCCUUUGUUCCCUCUUACAAGUUGUUUGAUGAUCUGAAUGUUCUGGGAAAUUCUGAUGGAAGGUUUAAAAUGAAUGGUAGCACACCGCCAAGCUUAUCAGGAUCUUCUGGCCAAAGUAUGGUGGGUGGAAGGAAGUGAAAAGCUAGUGAUUUAGGCAUACUCAAACUAAAUUUAUAUUUUUUGUGAAUAUGUCUAACGCUGGUGAAUCUCUCAGUUUGGAGUGUCUUAAGAAAGUUCUUUAGAUGUAGCUAAGAAGGUUCUUUAGAAAGAAGCAAUUAUAGAUUUGCGCUCCCAUUGAUUGGUUGUAAAUCCAACUAUUGUGUAGCUUUGUUUGCUUGUCUCAAUACUUAUCUAUGAUUUUUCUCGAUAUAUGAAAUUGAAGUGAGUUUUAGUGGUUUGA
Messenger RNA from Populus euphratica (Euphrates poplar), 2538 nucleotides. RefSeq names its product target of Myb protein 1-like. The record is from RefSeq and is a predicted model, not a curated record. Gene Ontology annotation, molecular function: ubiquitin binding; phosphatidylinositol binding. The transcript has 9 exons. Gene Ontology annotation, biological process: protein transport to vacuole involved in ubiquitin-dependent protein catabolic process via the multivesicular body sorting pathway. The coding region runs from base 174 to 2276 and encodes 700 amino acids. NCBI's taxonomy places the organism in Eukaryota, Viridiplantae, Streptophyta, Magnoliopsida, Malpighiales, Salicaceae.